AUGGAGCGCUCAGCGCCGCCGUUGCUGCCUGGCGGCAGGUGGAGUUCCUGUGCGCUGGGGCUGACCCGUCAUGACGCCCUGCUUGUGCUCGCUGCCGAGCCGCUGGUGAUGCUGUAUUCGCAGGAGGACGUGGAGAGGAAGGUGGAGUUCUUGGUGGAAACAGUGGGAUUCGAGGUCGGGUGCCUACUUGCUCUCGUCCUCUGGGAGCGCGGCGAGGAACGCCAGAGGACGUCGAGCUCAAGAAGGUCGCUGUCGGCACCCGCAGCGGCGUGGGUCGGGACGGGGAAGGGUGGGCAGGAGAGCAGGACCAUCGCGUCUGCUCCUGCUCCGGGGGAGCCUACUCUCGGCGGGGCCAUGCGGUGA
Molecule: messenger RNA, 363 nt
Organism: Miscanthus lutarioriparius
Lineage: Eukaryota; Viridiplantae; Streptophyta; Magnoliopsida; Poales; Poaceae
Source: the annotation of a GenBank genome assembly